Messenger RNA from Capronia coronata CBS 617.96, 2727 nucleotides. RefSeq lists its product as uncharacterized. The record is from RefSeq and is a predicted model, not a curated record. Bases 1 to 2727 code for a protein of 908 amino acids. Gene Ontology annotation, cellular component: nucleus. NCBI's taxonomy places the organism in Eukaryota, Fungi, Ascomycota, Eurotiomycetes, Chaetothyriales, Herpotrichiellaceae. The transcript has a single exon.
AUGUCGGAUUAUUCAUCCGAAGACGAUUUGCCCGACCUUGCGACCAUUCUCGCUCCGAGACCGCUGAUGGCGACGAGCACAAACACCGCCCUAAGAAGAUCGCCUCGAAAGCAAGCAGCGCUGGAAUCGGAUAUAUCACGCUCACCAGAGAAGAGACAACGAGGUGUUCCCAGUCCUCAAAAGCAAACCAAGCCAAGCGUGAGGCAGAAUGUCCAGGAGCAUCGAUCCCCCUCAAAGCCAGCAAUGGCGAUGAAAUCGCAGUCGUCCACUGUUAUACACAACAUUCCUCACCUGCCUCACCAUUCAACCUUUCCCAGUACCAGUACCAGUACCAUGUUGACCUCCAACAAUCGCCGAUCACCUGUCAGUGGCCAGCACGGUCUGAAAGUCUCUCAAGCGGACUCCCUCCUUCUUCCGCUGAAGAAUAUGGUAUUGGAGGACGGAAGUACAAGAACCGGGAAUGGUCGUCCAAUACCAGAAGCAGAUGGACUCGCGAUGAGAAAAUGGAAUAAAUCGCUGUUGUCUGUAAAUGAGAAAUCAUCAGGACGCACUUCAAAAACCCGAACAGUCCCGCGCAGAGAGCAGCAGCCUGGGCGAGCCUAUGCCAGCAGGUUCGUCUUGACGGAGGCCCGGUGCAACGACGACAGUGGUGACUCGAUGGGUGAAGAAGAUGAGAACGAGGAUACAGACCUGAGUGGGUUCAUCGUGGAUGAUAACGCCGAGCUUAGCUAUCAUGAGUCUUCGUCGCCAGAGUCGGAUCAGGAUACAGUAGUCUCAAGACGAGGAUUGUCCCAUAAUACGGCAUCACACAGAAGACUACAACGUGGUUCACCAACUCGAAGGCGGCUGGAUUUCGAUGUCGCCGAAGGAGAAUCAGAUUCUGAAUCAGGCAGAGAAAACAGGUCGGCCGAGAAAUUAUCCAAAGCGUUGCAACACAUGUGUCUCAAUAAUGACGGGAAAGAUGAGGAAAGGAAAAGAGAGAUUGAGGUGAUCGAUCUGACUUCAUCACCCGUUGCAACACCGGCGGUUGAUCUCAACACACGACCCGGACAUGAACCUGAAUCAGAACAAGAUGAGAAGCCCAGUUCUCCCAAGAGAUUACCUCGUAAUUCAACCCCGUUCGAGGACCUCGACACGUUCCUGAAGCUCAAUCCUCCUCUUUCGAAGCCGUCACUGCUGUUACCUCCAAAAGUCAUGCCUGUCCAGAGUACCGUUGAGACAGGUGGUGAAGAAGGCAAAGGUCAAAAAAGAUCGGGUGGUGUAGAUGAGCCCGGCGCCGAGUUCAAGACACCGCCCACCACACCACCCCGAUCACCAAGCAAGCUCAAGUCUCCGUCCAAGCUGUUGUCUCCUUCCAAGCGACAAACCGUCCCGCAGUCACCUCACCGGCAAAGCAUGGAUGCGUUCUGGGACCAUAACGUGGUCAAUGAGUGGAACGACACGUUCUCACCAAAAAAGGCCCCAGCAACGUCUCCCAGCAAAAGACUGUUUGCUCCGUUCACAAUCUUUUCAGAUUUAGAUUCGGAUUCAAACUCGGAUCCAGAAGAAGAGCGAGAGAGUCAGGGAGAGCGAGACCACAAGACUUACGAAAGCUUCGAAUCCCUUCCAAGCCCAUGUUUCUCGUCAUCGUCACCCGGCAAAACGAGAGCACGAUCGAAGUCGCCGUCCAAAACCAGUCCCGAGAAGGAAGAAAAGAAGCGUCUACUGGAGGAGAAACGAGCCGCCGCGGCCCGAAAGAAAGAGUUUGACGCACGCAAGGGACAGAUGGCCAUGGAUCUGCUGCGAGAACUUGACACGCACGUGGCCGGUUCCAGACUAGCCGAGCUAUCCUCCAGCACGGGCGGAGUCAAGAUCAUCUGGUCCAAGACGCUGCGCUCCACGGCCGGCCGAGCCAACUGGAAACGAACGGUGACCAAGACAUCCGGAUCACCUGUCAAGGGAGCAGAAGACGAGAAUCGAGCAGCGGCCGGCCCGGGAGUCCAGAUCCAACAUUUCGCAAGCAUCGAACUCGCCGAGAAGAUCAUCGACCGCGACGAGCGGCUCGUCAACACCCUCGCCCACGAGUUCUGUCACCUGGCCAACUUCAUGGUCAGCAACGUGCGCGACCAGCCGCACGGCCCGUCGUUCAAGCAGUGGGCGGCCAGAGUCACUUCCCAUCUGCGCCAGAGUACCGGAGUGCCGGUGUGGCGCCAGGUCCAGGUCACCACGAAACACAGCUACACUAUCGACCAUAAGUAUCUGUGGGUCUGUGCGGGCAGGGACCGAACCCCGGUCAUGGAUUUCCUCAAUCUGAGCCCCGGUGCUGUUGGUGUCGGGGCGGGCUGUGGCGCCGAGUACGGCAGGCAUAGUCGCAGCAUCGAUCCGGACAAACAUCGCUGCGGGAAGUGUAAGGGGAAGUUGGUCCAGGUCAGGCCCAAGCCUAGAGCCACUGUGGCGGCGGGGGCGAGGACGAGCCCGAGGAAGAAGUCGAGGAUUGAGUUUGGUGUCCAUAAGUCAAGCAGAGAGGGGAGUGUCGAGAGUUCUGGGUCUGGGUCUGGGUCUGUGUUUGGAUCUGGAGCUCGGUCAAUGUCUGGUUCAGGAUCAGGAUCAGGAUCACGAUCUGCUUCGACUUCUGGCUCGACAUUUGGGUCACGCUCUGUUUCAGAAACAGGAUCACGCAGUUCGAGUGGUAGCAGCACUGGACCUGUUUCGGGCUCAAUGAUCGAAACCGUCGAGUUGAGUGACUGA